Molecule: messenger RNA, 737 nt
Organism: Myodes glareolus (Bank vole)
Lineage: Eukaryota; Metazoa; Chordata; Mammalia; Rodentia; Cricetidae
Gene: Batf3
Product: basic leucine zipper ATF-like transcription factor 3
Biological process (GO): regulation of transcription by RNA polymerase II
Cellular component (GO): nucleus
Molecular function (GO): DNA-binding transcription factor activity, RNA polymerase II-specific; RNA polymerase II cis-regulatory region sequence-specific DNA binding
Source: RefSeq, a predicted model, not a curated record
AGAGCGGGAAGCGGCGGGGCGGGGCGGCAGGUGCGGGGAUGCGGGCGAAGCGCGGGUAGCAGAGCCCCGCGUUCAGGGCGCCCCGUGUGGUUAGCGCGCGGCAUGUCUCAAGGGCCCCCGGCGGGCAGCGUCUUGCAGAGGAGUGUGGCAGCUCCUGGGAACCAGCCUCAGAGCCCUGAGGACGAUGACAGGAAGGUUCGAAGGAGAGAGAAAAACCGGGUUGCUGCUCAGAGAAGCCGGAAGAAGCAGACCCAGAAAGCUGACAAGCUCCAUGAGGAGUACGAGUGCUUGGAGCAGGAGAACACCGUCCUGCGCAGGGAGAUUUCAAAGCUGAAGGAGGAACUGCGACACCUGGGCGAGGCCCUGAAGGAGCAUGAGAAGAUGUGCCCGCUGCUGUGCCCUAUGAACUUUGUGCAGGUUCGGCCAGACCCUGUGGCCAGCUGUCUGCCACGAUGACACCCCAGCUCGCUCCUCUUUUGUCCAGCUCAGAACCUGGGUUUGCACACCCAAGAGUUUCCCUCCGCACACGAGUGCAGAGGUACCUGUGCCCCUCCUAGGAGCUCUGGGGCCAGCCUGGGCUCAGCAUGCACUCAGAAGGAACCUGUCUUUAAGCUCUAGAGCGGUGGACCCAGAAGGCGCCCACAGGAAUCACUCCUCACCCACUUUGGCAGCUAACCGGUCCUGGCCUUAGGCAGGCUCUUUCAUCUAGAAUUUGGAUAAUAAAGAUAGUUACCGUG